Molecule: messenger RNA, 893 nt
Organism: Culex quinquefasciatus (southern house mosquito)
Lineage: Eukaryota; Metazoa; Arthropoda; Insecta; Diptera; Culicidae
Product: chymotrypsin-2
Exons: 2
Coding region: 100-852 (250 amino acids)
Biological process (GO): proteolysis
Molecular function (GO): serine-type endopeptidase activity
Source: RefSeq, a predicted model, not a curated record
GGCGUAUUGAGUGAAAUUGAUAAGACCCGUAUCAAAUCCAAAAUUUUGUCAAAACAAGCUACCGUCAGUAACAAUUUAGAAGCUUGUCGAUUCAACAACAUGUCUAAGAUAGCCUUUUUGCUGGUGAUCCUUCAAGUCGUCACCAUACUGAACGCCAAAAGUCAAGGUCGCAUCGUCGGCGGACAGCUCGCCGAACCGGGACAAUUUCCGUACCAAGUUUCGUUGCGAUCCGCAAAGAACGCCCACUUUUGCGGUGGAUCUGUUAUCAGCGAACGAUGGGUGCUGACCGCGGCUCACUGUAUCGUUGGUAGAUCUCCGGUUAAUACCCGGAUCGUCGUGGGAACGCACCUGUUGGAUAGUGGUGGAAUCUACUAUGGGGUGGCUCAGAUGGUUGUUCAUGAGUUGUACGACGCGAGUACGAGGGCGUUUGACGUUUCGCUUCUUCAGACGGAAUCUACGAUAUUGUUUAGUGAUUUGGUACAGCCUAUCGCUUUGGGAGCUGGGUUUGUGAAUCUAGCCCAUGGAGCGGUUCUGUCCGGUUGGGGACAACUUGAGUGGACCGACGUCGGAAUGUCGAACGAGUUGAGGUGGUUGAAUACGAGCGUAAUUAUGCUGGCAGACUGCAGACAAGGAUCUUCGUCGACCGUUGCACCGAACAUCUUCCUUCACAAGUUGUGCACAUUGAGUCCAGAAGGACAGGGAAUGUGCAUGGGAGAUACCGGUGGUCCGUUGGUGCUGGACGGUGUUCAGAUUGGUAUUGGUUCCUGGGGUAUUCCGUGUGGGUUUGGUCAUCCGGACAUUUACGACCGGGUUUCGUCCCAUCGAGCUUGGAUCUCGGCUAAUAUUUUGUAGUCUGUCUAUUCCAAGAUGUCAAGAAGAAUAUGUUUUAACGA